Xyrichtys novacula (pearly razorfish) is the source of this 15476-nucleotide messenger RNA. NCBI's taxonomy places the organism in Eukaryota, Metazoa, Chordata, Actinopteri, Labriformes, Labridae. The record is from the annotation of a GenBank genome assembly.
AUGGAGAAGAUGAGUGAUGAUGUCGAGGAAGAGGAGGACAGAGCAAAGUCUGUCAUGUCUGACUGUCUGUCUAUGAAGAGUGACUGGUCUAAAGGUCUUCCCAUAGAAUUCAGGAAAGAACCAGGACCCUCAGAGGAGGGCAGAGCAAAGUCUGUCAUGUCCGACUGUCUGUCUAUGAAGAGUGACCGGUCUAAAAGUCUUCCCAUAGAAUUCAGGAAAGAAACAGGACCCUCAGAUUCACAGUAAGAGAAACACUUUUCAACCUCCAAACUGUCGAACGACAAUAAUUUAUAUUUCAAAAACAAAACUUUAAAUUCUGACCCCUCUGUUUUCUACCAUGGUGAGAAAAAUGAUCUCCUCUGCUCUCAAAACGCUGAUUUUCCUCUUAAACCUCCAACCUGGAUAAAGGGCUGGUGAAGAAAAAGUCACUGAGCACAGAUUUACUUAUUAUUCAUCAUGUUGAUAAAAAUGAAGGUCGUAUAAAACAGCAUCUGAAAAGGAUUCUGACCUCUGUAUUUUCUGAUUUGGUUCCUGUGUUUGGGACGUUUUGAGUCUGUAAGUCUUUGGACUGUGGUGUAUAGACCCCAGAAAACAGUCUGUGGGUCCCAAAAUACCAGAAGACCAAUGAAGUAAUAAAUCCUGAGAAAUGGAAACGAAUUCAAAGCAUCUGUCUGUUAUUAGACCUUCAGAUCUGAUUGGUUAAAAAAAUGUUUUAAACUGUCAGAGAAAAUCUCUCCACCAUCAAAAAUCACAGUUUAGUUUUUCUCCUGUCUCCACACUUUCAGGCAGCAGCAGCUGAAUAUUUUACAGGAGAUUGUUUUAUGUUCGAGAAAAGAGUGAGGUCAAACUCUGGUUUAAUAAAUGAUUCUUAUUCUGUAUCUUUCAAACAUGAAAUGAUAAAGAAAAUAAAUGUUCUUUAUUUCCACAGAGAGACACAGAGAUGUGACUCUGUGGAGGAGCAGCUGUCCAGCUGUUCUUUAUGUCAGGACGUCCUGAAGGAUCCAGUCUCUACCCGCUGUGGACACAGGUUCUGCAGACAGUGCCUUGCCUCAUGCAGGGACCAGUCUACUUCUUUAGGAUACACCUCCUGUCCCCAGUGUGGAAAAAGAACCAGAACAGCUCUUGUCUCUCAGACAGACAGUCAGUCCAGCUCUGAUGGAAGUAAGUCUGAACAUCUGUCCUCUAAAGUCUCUGUGGAUGAAAACUCAGCUGACUGAUUUUCACAAAGACGUUUUCGUGUUGAGCAGUUUGGUUCAUUUGAUUUUUCUUCUCUUUCAGCAGAUGGCGGUCUGCAGGAGGUUUUAGAUGAACAUAAGAUCAGUCUGAAGAGGAGAUGUGAACGUGUGAAUGAAGGAAGUGAUGGAACAGGAAGUAGUCAAACCCUCCUCAACAGGAUCUUCACUGAGCUCUACAUCACAGAGGGACUGAGUGAAGAGGUGAACACCCAACAUGAGGUGAGACAGCUGGAGACCACUUCAAAGAUGGAGACCCUCCAUGACACGCCCAUCAAGUGUCAUGAGAUCUUUAGAGUCUUACCAGGUCAACAGGAAGUGGUCAGAGUGGUUCUGACCAACGGCGUGGCUGGUGUUGGAAAAACCUUCUCAGUGCAGAAGUUCACUCUGGACUGGGCAGAGGGUUUGGAGAACCAAGACCUCAGUCUGGUGAUCCUGCUUUCAUUCAGGGAGCUGAACCUGAUCAGAGAUGAGCGCUUCAGUCUUCUGAGUCUGCUCCAUGUUUUCCAUCCAACACUAGAGAAGGUCACAGCAGAGACGCUGGCUGUCUGUAAACUUCUGUUCAUCUUUGACGGUCUGGAUGAAAGCAGACUGUCUCUGGAUUUCACAGACUCUGAGGUCCUGUCUGACGUCACACAGAAGUCUUCACUGAACGUUCUGGUAACAAACCUCAUCAAGGGGAACCUGCUCCCCUCAGCUCUCAUCUGGAUAUCUUCUCGACCUGCAGCAGCCAAUCAGAUCCCUCCUUCACGUGUGGACAGGGUAACAGAAGUACGAGGCUUCACUGACGCCCAGAAGGAGGAGUACUUCAUGAAGAAGUUCAGAGAUGAAGAUCUGUCCAGAAGGAUCAUCUCACACAUCAAGUCCUCCAGGAGCCUCCACAUCAUGUGUCAGAUCCCGGUCUUCUGCUGGAUCACUGCGACAGUUCUGGAGGACAUGAUGAGCAGAGAGCAGAGAGGAGAGCUGCCCAAGACCCUGACUGACAUGUACUCACACUUCCUGCUGGUCCAGACUAAGAGGAAGAAGCAGAAGUAUGAAGGAGGACAUGAGACAAGUCCUCAGGAGCUGACUGAGGCUGACAGUGAAGUCCUCCUGAAGCUGGGGAGGCUGGCCUUUGAACAUCUGAAGACAGGAGACAUCAUGUUUUACCAAGAAGACCUGGAGCGGUGUGGUCUGGAUGUCUCAGAGGCCUCGGUGUACUCAGGAGUUUGUACAGAGAUCUUUAGAAGAGAGAGUGUGAUCUUCCAGAAAACUGUUUACUGUUUCGUUCAUCUUAGUGUUCAGGAGUUUCUGGCUGCAGUCUACAUGAUCCACAGUUUCACAAACAGGAACACAAAAGUUCUGAAGACUUUCCUAAGAGGCAACAAACACAAAGACGAACUGGAUGACUUCCUGAAGAGAGUCAUGAUGAAAUUCCUUUUCAGUAAAAAUGGCCACCUGGACCUGUUUGUUCGCUUCCUUCAUGGACUCUCUCUGGAGUCAAACCAGAGACUCUUAGGAGGUCUGCUGGGUCACACAGACAACAGUCCAGAAAUGAUCCAAAGAGUCAUCAACAACCUGAAGGAGAUGAACAGUGAAGAUAUCUCUCCUGACAGAAGCAUCAACAUCUUCCACUGUCUGAUGGAGAUGAACGAUCUGUCAGUUCAUCAGGAGAUCCAAAAGUUCCUGAAGUCAAAGAACAGAUCAGAGAAGAAACUCUCAGAGUUCCACUGCUCUGCUCUGGCCUACAUGCUGCAGAUGUCAGAGGAGGUUCUGGAUGAGUUUUACUUAAAGAACUAUAACACAUCAGACCAGGGACGACUGAGACUGAUCCCAGCUGUGAGGAACUGCAGAAAGGCUCAGUAAGUCCAGGUUUUAUUCUCAGAAUAGUGUAAAUGAUCCCUGUAGUUCUUCUAAUGUCCACGUUACUGAUGAUGUUCUUCUUCAAAUAAAAAUCAACUCAAAUAUCAGGGAGGGGGUUUCUUUAGGUUUGGCAAAAACAUGAUCCUGGUGUCUAAAGUCCUAUGAGCCCAGGAUGAGGUCUACCUGUGGACCCCUGAGAGCUUGUCCUAAUUGUGGAGGACCUCUUUGUUUUGAGUCGUGUCUGUAAUGAAUAAAGUCGAACUUUCAGGACAAAUCAGCGACCAUAACUGAGGACACACAGAGGUCUUCUGAUGAUGGUAUCAGUCCAGAUCAACAUCUCAGUCAGUUGUGGUGAACUUGAGUUUGAAGAAGGUGUCUGCAGCUUCUUCCUGCUGGUUUUCAGGUUGGAAAUGAUGAAUCUGUUGUAAAUGAGGGUGUUGACAGCAUUGAUGGUGAAAAUAGAACUGGAUCAUUUUCUACACAGUGGCAGAACUGUCUCUGUACCAUCAUGUUCAUCAUUCAGUAUUCAUUAUCAAUACAACCAUGAAAACUAACAUCAUUUUCCACCACUCACUGGAGAUUAUCUGGUGGACUAGAACAUAUGAAUGAUGAGAACACAGGAGUUAUUUGGACAGCAGCUCCAUGUGUCUGAAAACAAUGGUGGAUCUUAAUGUCUCUCUCUCUCUCUCUCUCUCUCUCUGUCUCUCUCUCUCUGCCCUCGGUGCUGCAGGUUGGCACUGACACUAGUCUGCCUCAUAACACCCCAUAGCAUGUGGAAACAGCCGUGCUCUUCCACUGUAUAUAUGGACACCAUGUCUCUAAGGAGAAGCAGUGUGACUGCAUCAUCAUCAUCAUCAUCAUCAUUUUUUCAUGGUGUCCCUUUGUUGUCAUGGUGAUGCAGAGUGAAGAUGGUUCCUCUAAUGUUGAGGUGUUGGUGGGCUGUAGCAGUCACAUUUCUCCCACUCGGCUGCACGCCUCUGUUUAAGAUGUUGAUGUAAAUUGGUCAGACUGCUGCCUUCUGCUGAAACAGCCUUUAAACAAACACUGCAGCAGACUGGGGUUUGAUCCAGGUCUGAGUCUGUGAGACUGAACCAGGUCUAAAGGACUAACAAGACGGACUUUUUUAGGGAGCAGAAAAGUCCGUUUUUGACCAUAACUAGCAUGACUGUCAUUAGGUUGAAUUAAUACAGGUACACAUAUUGAUCCUCCAUGUUGAUAUUAUCAGGACUCAUUAUUGAUACCUCACUUCAUGAUUUAGUUUAAACAUUUAAAAAAGUCAUGGAAAUAUCUUCAAAUAUGAAUCUGUUUUAUUUCCUCUGACUCCAAAUGUUUCUUUCUUCAUGAAACACACAAACUAGUAAAAUUCAAUCUGUUAUUUUUAUAGGAGUCAUGAGAACGUACGCCCCCUAGAGUUACAUGGAGAAAAAACUUUAAUUGUGAAAACAAAGAAAUCUUCAACUUUUCAAAUGUUCAGAGUCAAACCAGCUCUAACCUGCUAAAAAACGAUUUGAUCUGAACCAAUCAUAGGAAAAGGAGCUGCUGUGAUUUAGUGAGUCGUCCUCUGAUUGGUCAACAGUCAGUGUCUAUGGAAAGACUUACAUUACAGCAGGAUGUCAACAUUAAACACUGAGAGGAGCACUGAUUCUCCAAGAGGUACUUUGGAUAUCAAUACCAAUCACAUACCAGGACCAAAAACCUGGUUCUCAGUCCCCUUCUCCAACCAGAACUCAAGAAUUCACACAAUCAUAAUGAUCCAGCUGCACUAACAUGAAGACAACACUGUUAGAGAACAGAAUGACUAAAAUAAGUCAUGGAGUCAUUUGUCUUGAACAUCUGAACAGUUUUUUUCUUCUAAACUUUGACUUCCUGUCUUCUCUCAUGGCUGUGGUCCUGAUAUUAGUAUCUGUCUGGUUAAAAACAGGCCGUCUGUCAAACCAAAGAUCAUGUUUAAGUUGUUUUUGGUGAAGAGAAACAUCAAAUUACCCUUCAAUGAAAUAUUGUUUGAUAUUUAUGUUGUUACAGAUUUUAUAACUGUGGACUCUCAGAGACUCACUGUGAAGUUGUGGCCUCAGCUCUGAAGUCCAACCCCUCCCAUCUGAGACAUCUGGACCUGACCUCAAACAAACUGCAGGAUUCAGGAGUGAAGCUUCUCUCUGCAGGACUGGGGAGUCCAAACUGCAGACUGGAGACUCUGAUGUGAGACACCAUUUCCUUCUGAUCCAACAAUAAGAUGUGACAGUUGCUGCCUUAGAUUUUUCUCUGUGGUUUUUCCAUCAACUUUGGUCGAGCAGUUUGAAUUUGUCGUUGUAAAACUCCAACACAGGAAGAAAAAUCUGACAUUUCCGAGUCGACUUUGAGGAGAACGAUGGAUGUAGAAAGGAAGCAGGAGAAAAUCAGUCCCACAAAUAUUACACAUGCUUGUAGAGGGCAGGAGCAGCACAGACUAAAGGCUGAUAUUGAACUGAUCCACAGUUAAUGUGAUCACUGAUGAAUGAAUGAAGUGUCAGAGAAAUGAUGAGCUGCAGAUUGAAACCUGAAGAACAAAGUUAAUCCAACUCUGGAUAUUUCAUUUGAAUGAAACUCUUGAAAACUUGAAUUUCUUCUUUGCUCAGUCGUAUUCAAAUGUAAAAACCAGAUCCAGAUUUUUCUGCAGUUUUCACUUCAGUUUGUUGAACAUUAACAUCAUCUUGUCCAGUUGGUCCAUAAAAACCUCUUUGAUCAAUGAUCUGUUGGUUUAUUUAAGAGUAGUUUGACAGUUGUUGACAGCAGACAGACAGAGCCCUGAAUCUACUCCUGACUAUUUUAAUCUUCAUGAAGAAUUCAGGACUACAAGAAAACCUUUGAGAUUUCUCACAUUAGUUUCUGAGGAUCUCACUAAAGUUUUCUGUUUCUUUAAAAUUUUCUUGACUGAAAAAUUCCUCACGAUCUUCAAAAAGUUUGAAGAGGAUUGAACAACGUUCCUCAAGAUCAACUCUGAAAAAGUUCUCCUUCCAUGUCCUUCAGGGGCUCAAGAACAUUAAAUCAUUAAAAGCAGGAACAGUUUCUUCAGAGGUUCAAUGAUUUUUUCUCUUUUUUUCAGACUGUGGAGCUGCAGUUUGUCAGCGAUUAGCUGUUCUUCUCUGGCCUCAGCUCUGAAGUCCAACCCCUCCCAUCUGAGACAUCUGGACCUGAGUUUCAACAAGCUGCAGGAUUCAGGAGUGAAGCUUCUGUGUGACUUUCUGCAGAGUCCAAACUGUAAACUGGAGACUCUGAAGUAAGUUUAGUCUUUGUCUGUUUCUGGUGUAGAUUUUUAUGUUUAUUCAGUUUUUUUAACCCAAUUCAAAUGUUCAUAGAAUUCUUGAAUAUUUCCAGAACUUUCUUCUUACUCACAUAAAUUCAUAGUUUUUAUUGAAUCAGCAGUCAGAUACAGAUGGAGGAAAAUGAGCACUGUGAGUUAUUUUGUUGAUUGAAUGUUGAUGAUUUUUUAUAAAUGGUUCAGAUGAUCACUGCAGUGAUGUUGACGGGUUUACUUCCUGUGUCUCUAAAGCUUUCAAAUGUUCAAGGAUGCAGUGAACUCACUAUCCAUGCAGCUCAGGAACACAGCUCAUCUUUAGAGACACAGACAGAGACACAGACAGAGAGACACAGACAGAAAGACACAGACAUGGAUUUCCACUUUGUCACUUUGCUCCAAUGACUGAAGUCACAAAAACAAAGUUUUCUUUGUCACUUUUAUGAUUGAACCAAAUACGUUAAAGAUCCAUACUCUCAGAUUUUCUUCUUCCCAAUAUUAUUUGAACCAUUUAGAUUUUUCUUCUGAUCAAUAUUCAAUUAUCAGAUUUAUCAGGUUCCUGUUUUGGCUCCACUGCCUCUUUUCUGCCAGCUCAAUAACUGGUCAUAUGGUUUGAAAGGUUCCUGCAGCAAAACCCGAUUAGAGAGUGGACUAAAUGAAAUGUGAGUGAACUCAGCCAUCAGUGAAUAAAUGACAAAGUGAGAGGAAGAGUGGAUCAGUCUGCUGUCUGACCUUGUUGAUCCUGAUGAAGGUGAGGGAGAAGAGUAAAGCAGUAAAGGUGAUGUUGUUGCAGACAGAGUCAGCUGACCUGUCUCAUCAGAGUCUCAUCCAUUCUCUGUUUGGCAGAGCGCUGAUGUUACAGUCUGAGAGCACAUUCAGGUUCAGCUUCACAUGGGCUGGAUCUGCUAAAUACAAACUCUUGAGACCAGCCUGGUUGAGGGAGGUCGGCUCAGUGUCCUGGGUGACUCAGCACAUUCAGCUCUCACUGAGCUCUUCUUGGUUGAGAGUAUUUCUGGUUUGUCUCUGACUUCCAUGAACUCAGUUCUGGAGUAUUGCUGGCUGGUCCGGUCCGGUGCUGACAGUAGAGACAACACAGUCUGUUAUUCUGGGUUGAUUCUUAUUGUUGUUAUUGUCUGUUAUUUUACAUGGAGGGUCAGAGCAGACCAGAUAAUGAGCUCUGACAGACUGGAUCUGGUCCAAAGGUCUCCUGUUGGAGUUCUCUAAGCUCCAUGUUUUAAACCUGAACACCUGAAGUUUGAUUAUUAAUUAUUUUUAUCUUCAUUCGCUUUCCUUUUUUCAGACUGUGGGACUGCAGUUUAUCAGAGAUCAGCUGUUCUUCUCUGGCCUCAGCUCUGAAGUCCAACCCCUCCCAUCUGAGACAUCUGGACCUGAACAGAAACAAACUGAAGGAUUCAGGAGUGAAGCUGCUCUCUGCAGGACUGGAGAGUCCAAACUGCAGACUGGAGACUCUGAAGUCAGACACCAUUUCCUUCUGAUCUGACAAUAAGAUGUGACAGUUCUGACUUAGAUUUUUCUCUGUGGUUUUACCAUCAACUUUGGUCGAGCAGUUUGAAUUUGUUGUUGUAAAACUUCGACACAGGAAGAAAAAUCCGACAUUUCAGAGUCGACUUUGAGGAGAACGAUGGAUGUAGAAAGGAAGCAGGAGAAAAUCAGUCCCACAAAUAUUACACAUGCUUGUAGAGGGCAGGAGCAGCACAGACUAAAGGCUGAUACUGAACUGAUCCACAGUUAAUGUGAUCACUAAUGAAUGAAUGAAGUGUCAGAGAAAUGAUGAGCUGCAGAUUGAAACUUGAAGAACAAAGUUAAUCCAACUCUGGAUAUUUCAUUUGGAAACUCUUGAAAACUUGAAUUUCUUCUUUGCUCAGUCGUGUUCAAAUGUAAAAACCAGAUCCAGAUUUUUCUGCAGUUUUCACUUCAGUUUGUUGAACAUUAACAUCAUCUUGUCCAGUUGGUCCAUAAAAACCUCUUUGAUCAAUGAUCUGUUGGUUUAUUUACGAGUAGUUUGACAGUUGUUGACAGCAGACAGACAGAGCCCUGAAUCUACUCCUGACUAUUUUAAUCUUCAUGAAGAAUUCAGGACUACAAAAAAACCUUUGAGAUUUCUCACAUUAGUUUCUGAGGAUCUCACUAAAGUUUUCUGUUUCUUUAAAAUUUUCUCGACUGAAAAAUUCCUCUGGAUCUUCAAAAGUUUAGAGAGGAUUUUACAAAGUUCCUUAAGAUCAACUCUGAAAAAGUUCUUCUUCCAUGUCCUUCAGGGGCUCAAGAACAUUGAAUCAUUAAAAGCAGGAACAGUUUCUUCAGAGGACCAAUGAUUUUUUCUUUUUUUUCAGACUGGAUGACUGCAGGUUGUCAGAGAUCAGCUGUUCUUCUCUGGCCUCAGCUCUGAAGUCCAACCCCUCCCAUCUGAGACAUCUGGACCUGAGUUACAACAAUCUGCAGGAUUCAGGAGUGAAGCUGCUGUGUAACUUUCUGCAGAGUCCAAACUGUAAACUGGAGACUCUGAAGUAAGUUUAUUGUUUGUCUGUUUCUGGUGUAGAUUUUUAUGUUUAUUCAGUUUUUUUAACCCAAUUCAAAUGUUCAUAUAGUUCUAGAAUAUUUCCAGAACUUUCUUCUUACUCACAUAAAUUCAUAGUUUUUAUUGAAUCAGCAGUCAGAUAUAGAUGAAGGAAAAUGAGCACUGUGAGUUAUUUUGUUGAUUGAAUGUUGAUAAUUUUUUUAAAAUGGUUCAGAUGAUCACUGCAGUGAUGUUGACGGGUUUACUUCCUGUGUCUCUAAAGCAUUUAAAUGUUCAAGGAUGCAGUGAACUCACUAUCCAUGCAGCUCAGGAACACAGCUCAUCUUUAGGGACACAGACAGAGAGACACAGAAACACAGACAGAGACACACAGACACUGAAACACAGACAUGGAUUUCCACUUUGUCACUUUGCUCCAAUGACUGAAGUCACAAAAACAAAGUUUUCUUUGUCACUUUUAUGAUUGAACCAAAUACGUUAAAGAUCCAAACUCUCAGAUUUUCUUCUUCCCAAUAUUAUUUGAACCAUUUAGAUUUUUCUUCUGAUCAAUAUUCAAUUAUCAGAUUUAUCAGGUUCCUGUUUUGGCUCCACUGCCUCUUUUCUGCCAGCUCAAUAACUGGUCAUAUGGUUUGAAAGGUUCCUGCAGCAAAACCCGAUUAGAGAGUGGACUAAAUGAAAUGUGAGUGAACUCAGCCAUCAGUGAAUAAAUGACAAAGUGAGAGGAAGAGUGGAUCAGUCUGCUGUCUGACCUUGUUGAUCCUGAUGAAGGUGAGGGAGAAGAGUAAAGCAGUAAAGGUGAUGUUGUUGCAGACAGAGUCAGCUGACCUGUCUCAUCAGAGUCUCAUCCAUUCUCUGUUUGGCAGAGCGCUGAUGUUACAGUCUGAGAGCACAUUCAGGUUCAGCUUCACAUGGGCUGGAUCUGCUAAAUACAAACUCUUGAGACCAGUCUGGUUGAGGGAGGUCUGCUCAGUGUCCUGGGUGACUCAGCACAUUUAGCUCUCACUGAGCUCUUCUUGGUUGAGAGUAUUUCUGGUUUGUCUCUGACUUCCAUGAACUCAGAUCUGGAGUAUUGCUGGCUGGUCCGGUCCAGUGCUGACAGUAGAGACAACACAGUCUGUUAUUCUGGGUUGAGUGUUAUUGUUGAAGACCAGUGUACAGUGAGGGAUGAAGGCAGACAAAGAUCCUCCUGUUUCCUCCAUGUUCAUUUUGAAGACUUUUAUUGAUCCGAGCGCUGAAGAGGAACAGGAAACGUGGAGUAGAGAGUGAGGGAGGACUUACAGCAAAGGAUCAUGGGAGUCCGACCAGCAACAACUGCUGCAACAAGGACUCCACCUUCUGAACACCUGAACCUCUAAUCCAAACCAGUGCUCCAUCACAUUUGAUGUCUUGUCUGUUAUUUUACAUGGAGGGUCAGAGCAGACCAGAUAAUGAGCUCUGACAGACUGGAUCUGGUCCAAAGGUCUCCUGUUGGAGUUCUCUAAGCUCCAUAUUUUAAACCUGAACGUGUGAAGUUUGAUUAUUUAUUAUUUUUAUCUUCAUUCUUUUUCCUUUUUUCAGAUUGGAUAACUGCAGUUUGUCAGAGUUCAGCUGUUCUUCUCUGGUCUCAGCUCUGAAGUCCAACCCCUCACAUGUGAGAUAUCUGGACCUGAACAGAAACAAACUGAAGGAUUCAGGAGUGAAGCUGCUCUCUGCAGGACUGGAGAGUCCAAACUGCAGACUGGAGACUCUGAAGUCAGACACCAUUUCCUUCUGAUCUGACAAUAAGAUGUGACAGCUGCUGCCUUAGAUUUUUCUCUGUGGUUUUUCCAUCAACUUUGGUCGAGCAGUUUGAAUUUGUUGUUGUAAAACUUCAACACAGGAAGAAAAAUCCGACAUUUCAGAGUCGACUUUGAGGAGAACGAUGGAUGUAGAAAGGAAGCAGGAGAAAAUCAGUCCCACAAAUAUUACACAUGCUUGUAGAGGGCAGGAGCAGCACAGACUAAAGGCUGAUAUUGAACUGAUCCACAGUUAAUGUGAUCACUGAUGAAUGAAUGAAGUGUCAGAGAAAUGAUGAGCUGCAGAUUGAAACCUGAAGAACAAAGUUAAUCCAACUCUGGAUAUUUCAUUUGGAAACUCUUGAAAACUUGAAUUUCUUCUUUGCUCAGUCGUGUUCAAAUGUAAAAACCAGAUCCAGAUUUUUCUGCAGUUUUCACUUCAGUUUGUUGAACAUUAACAUCAUCUUGUCCAGUUGGUCCAUAAAAACCUCUUUGAUCAAUGAUCUGUUGGUUUAUUUACGAGUAGUUUGACAGUUGUUGACAGCAGACAGACAGAGCCCUGAAUCUACUCCUGACUAUUUUAAUCUUCAUGAAGAAUUCAGGACUACAAAAAAACCUUUGAGAUUUCUCACAUUAGUUUCUGAGGAUCUCACUAAAGUUUUCUGUUUCUUUAAAAUUUUCUCGACUGAAAAAUUCCUCGGGAUACUCAAAAAGUUUAGAGAGGAUUUUACAAAGUUCCUUAAGAUCAACUCUGAAAAAGUUCUUCUUCCAUGUCCUUCAGGGGCUCAAGAACAUUGAAUCAUUAAAAGCAGGAACAGUUUCUUCAGAGGACCAAUGAUUUUUUCUUUUUUUUCAGACUGGAUGACUGCAGGUUGUCAGAGAUCAGCUGUUCUUCUCUGGCGUCAGCUCUGAAGUCCAACCCCUCCCAUCUGAGACAUCUGGACCUGAGUUACAACAAUCUGCAGGAUUCAGGAGUGAAGCUGCUGUGUAACUUUCUGCAGAGUCCAAACUGUAAACUGGAGACUCUGAAGUAAGUUUAUUGUUUGUCUGUUUCUGGUGUAGAUUUUUAUGAUUAUUCAUUUUUUUAACCCAAUUCAAAUGUCCAUAUAAUUCUUGAAUAUUUCCAGAACUUCCUUCUUACUCACAUAAAUUCAUAGUUUUUAUUGAAUCAGCAGUCAGAUACAGAUGGAGGAAAAUGAGCACUGUGAGUUAUUUUGUUAAUGAAUGUUGAUGAUUUUUUAUCGAUGGUUCAGAUGAUCACUGCAGUGAUGUUGACGGGUUUACUUCCUGUGUCUCUAAAACAUUUAAAUGUUCAAGGAUGCAGUGAACUCACUAUCCAUGCAGCUCAGGAACACAGCUCAUCUUUAGAGACACAGACAGAGACACACAGACAGAGGGACACAGACAGGGAUUUCCACUUUGUCACUUUGCUCCAAUGACUGAAGUCACAAAAACAAAGUUUUCUUCGUCACUUUUAUGAUUGAACCAAAUAAGUUAAAGAUCCAAACUCUCAGAUUUUCUUCUUCCCAAUAUUAUUUGAACCAUUUAGAUUUUUCUUCUGAUCAAUAUUCAAUUAUCACCAGUCUGGUUGAGGGAGAUCCGCUCAGUGUCCUGGGUGACUCAGCACAUUUAGCUCUCACUGAGCUCUUCUUGGUUGAGAGUAUUUCUGGUUUGUCUCUGACUUCCAUGAACUCAGAUCUGGAGUAUUGCUGGCUGGUCCGGUCCAGUGCUGACAGUAGAGACAACACAGUCUGUUAUUCUGGGUUGAGUGUUAUUGUUGAAGACCAGUGUACAGUGAGGGAUGAAGGCAGACAAAGAUCCUCCUGUUUCCUCCAUGUCACAGUUCAAGUUCAUUUUGAAGACUUUAUGCCUUUUAUUGAUCCGAGCGCUGAAGAGGAACAGGAAACAUGGAGUAGAGAGUGAGGGAGGACUUACAGCACAUAUGUCAGAGUCAAGGCCCGCGGGCCACAUCCGGCCCGCGAGAAGGUUUUUUACGGCCCCUGGGAUGAUCUUGAUUUAUUAUUAGAACCGGCCCGCAGACCGCAGCAAGCCGGCAGCCCGCAGAUCUUUUACACGCACCAAUACUACAUUUCCCACAAUGCAACGGUGACGCACCGAGCAGUAGGCUGCUUCAUUUCAAUAUUUAUUAGCACAGCAGUCGUCAGCAUAACAGUAAAAUUAACUUUCAGAUACCCAUCAAAAAUGGCAAAACGGAAGGUGGACACUGAGAACUGGGGGUUUGAAACAAGGUGGGAGUCGGAGUAUAUGUUCACGGAGGUAGCUGGAAAACCUGUGUGUCUUCUGUGUGGAGAAAGUGUGGCGGUACUGAAAGAGUAUAAUCUGAGACGACAUUAUGAAACGAAACACGCGGACAAAAACAAGAAUAUGGACAUGGAACAAAGGCUACAGAAGGCCGAGGAAUUAAAACGAUAUUUUAAAAAUAUUUCAGUUGAGUGGAUGGUAGAAAAUUGCUAUUAUUAUUUUUUUCUUUGAAGUAAAUUUAGCCCACUUUUGCUAAAAUAGAAAAUAUAGGCUACUGAUGGUGCCUUGAAUAAUACCGGUUUCUUUCAUUUAAUGUUCAUGUUAUGGGGAUUUUUAUAUAAAGGAAAUUUGUCUUUUGUGUCUGUUGAAAAUUAAAGAUUACUGACAGAGCCAUAAGAAAAUAUUUCUUUAUUUAUCUGAUCAUAUUGGAAUAUAUUUGUUAAGUUUUCAGUAGGUUCAAUUAGGUUCACAAGACUAUAUGCGUCAUUUAAAAAAUUUUCAAUGAACAUUCGAUCAGUCCGGCCCUCGGCUUGUAGCUAAAUUUUUUAUUUGGCCCUCCGUCCAUUUGACUUUGACACCCCUGACUUACAGCAAAGGAUCAUGGGAGUCCAACCAGCAACUGCUGCAACAAGGACUCUACCUUCUGAACACCUGAACCUCUAAUCCAAACCAGUGCUCCAUCACAUCUGAUGUCUUGUCUGUUAUUUUACAUGGAGGGUCAGAGCAGACCAGAUAAUGAGCUCUGACAGACUGGAUCUGGUCCAAAGGUCUCCUGUUGGAGUUCUCUAAGCUCCAUGUUUUAAACCUGAACACCUGAAGUUUGAUUAUUAUUUUUAUCUUCAUUCUUUUUCCUUUUUUCAGACUGUGUGGCUGCAGUUUGUCAGAGAUCAGCUGUUCUUCUCUGGCCUCAGCUCUGAAGUCCAACCCCUCCCAUCUGAGACAUCUGGACCUGAGUAACAGCAAUCUGCAGGAUUCAGGAGUGAAUCUGCUGUGUGACUUUCUGCAGAGUCCAAACUGUAAACUGGAGACUCUAGAGUGAGACUUUUUUCCUCCAUUCAAACAUUAUCAUGAUUUGUUUGUGAUGAUGACACUAAACUGCUGACUCAGGACUGAAAUACUGACCCAGACUGAACACCUUCAGUCCAGAGUAGAUUUUCUGCAUCAGUGGAUUAUGUGAUUGACUCCAGUUAGAUCACUGCUGAGCUCCAGUGAAUUAAAACCUGAACCCAAGAAGAAAACUCUUUGUAGAGUUCACAGUGAGAAGCACAUUCAGACAGAAAACAGAAGCAGGGGGAGAUUUGUCAGACGAGAACCAUUCAAACUUUUGUUCAGGACAAGAUCAGGGAAUAGAAAAAACUCAGAGUUUAGUUUCUGACACUGAUGAAAGUCCAGCUCUGUUACUUUGAAUUUUGAUUGUUUUUAAAUCUUUGUGUGAAAAUCUGAAUUUGAUGGUUUAUCUGCACUUUUCUGAAGCCUUGCUGUGUUUAGACUGAAAUAUUUGCCCCUCAAAGACGUGAUAUUUUUGGUUCAGCAAAGUGAAAAUAUUCUGAACAUCCUUUAUUUCCCAUCCAUCCUGAAGUCGCUGACAUUUUCUGAAAAUAUUGAGCUGCAUCUCCAAUCAGUAAAAAAGUCUCCGAGUUUGUUUUUCACUAUUUCAUGUGUUUUUGAAUUCACUGUUUCAAACUGACUUCCUGUUUGGUUCAGCUCUUUGGAGCGUCACUUUUCUUUGAUUCAUACUUUCCAAAUCUUUCCCCUGAACUCUACAGAUUUAAGACAUUAGAUUUCAAACUGGAUCAUUUUUCUCUAAAAUCUCAUUAUUUCCUCUUUAUUUAGGUUGAGGAGCUGCAGUUUGACAAAGAUCAGUUGUUCUUCUCUGGUCUCAGCUCUGAAGUCCAACCCCUCCCACCUGAAAACUCUGGACCUAAGUUUCAACAAUCUGCAGGAUUCAGGAAUGAAGCUGCUGUGUGAUCUUCAGGAGAGUCCAGACUACAGACUGGAGACUCUGAGGUCAGUAUAGAGUUGGAGUUAGUCUGUGCUGAUCUCUCCUGUUCCACUCCACACAGUAUCACAGCAGAUAUUCAGUAUUUCCUGCUGACUCUUCGACCCUCUCAAAGGAGUCUUUCUUUUGUGAAGCUGUGAGAACAGAAAUCAUCAAACCAGGAGUGUAAGAGUGUCAGUGAUGAAAAAAGUGUCUCCUCGUCUCUAUAUUUCAGAUCAAAUGUAGAAAUGAGACAUAAUGAAACAGAAAUGUUCAGUUUCUGCUCUGAAGUCCAGUUUAUAGUUCUCUGUUUUCAACACAGACUUUAUUUCUCUGCUAACUUGUUGAUUUUGACCUCUAAGUUUGAAAACAGACAGCUGUUCUUUAUACUUGUUAUUUUCACAGCAGGUUUGUUCGAUCAGCUUUAACACAUUUGACAGGAAGGAUUUCUUUAUAUUGAUGAUGUUGGUUUAUUUGUGAGGAAACCUGCUGGUCUGUAAACUGGAUGUUCUUCAGUCCAGCUGAUGAAGUGAGUCUCAGAGUGGAAACACUGAUCGUCUUUUUUUCUCCCCUCAGAUGGAGGCCACUUCUGUCAGAGUGA